This is a messenger RNA of Knipowitschia caucasica, 954 nucleotides long. The record is from the annotation of a GenBank genome assembly. NCBI's taxonomy places the organism in Eukaryota, Metazoa, Chordata, Actinopteri, Gobiiformes, Gobiidae.
AUGGCUGCCGCGGCGGACCCCUGCAGAGCCCUGUCCUCAGACCUGUCAGUUAUCAGUCGCCUCCUCCACAGGUCGCAGCAGGGACGCAGCAGAGACCGGCCCUCCGUGCUCCCGGUGCGGGCUCCUCAGCGCUGUGACGUCUCGCUCCUGGACCCCUGCUGUGGUCACCUCAGCCCAGGCUCCGAUCUGAAGCUCCGCCCCUUCAUCGCUCUCCCACAUGUGACCUCUGACCUGUGGGUUCCUCCAGGACUGAGGCAGCGAGGCCGGACCGCUCUGCCCAGGACCGUGAGCCUCAGCCUGGACACGGCUCCGGAGAAGUCCUGGAACUCACGCAGGGAGCACCACGCCGCGCUCAGGGCUCGGGUCUACGCUGAUCCCGAUGCAGACCCGCCUCGACACGUGGCCCAGGCUCUGUCCAGUGGAGUCUCUCUCAGAGCAGAACCACAGCCUCAGAUCUGUGAGGAGGAGGUGGACCGAAGGGGAAGAGAGAGGCUCCUGACGGUGAAGUGGGGGUUGAAGGAGGACAAGGAGCCGUCCUCUGCAGAGUGGGUUUCUGCUGCUAUUCGACAUUUCACCUACACUUCAGCGACGCAGAGGAGUUACGAGGAGGUGAACUGGGAUGGGAAGUUGCCACGGCGACUGAAGGCUCCAGAAAGCACCUUAGAAAUGGCGGCCGACGCGGUGAGAGUCCCGUCGACCAGAAGAUACCAUGAGAGGCCCCAGCGCUGGCAGUCUGAGGGAGCGGAGUGGGACCAGCGGCAGCUCCGAUCCCAGGAAGACGUCAGGAAACCCAUCUCUUUCUGCAGUGGAUGUCCCCGCUCUGGACAGAUCCCCAACUACACAGGGGUGGUCGGUUCCACUCGGCCUCAGGACAUUGACGAUGCAGACAGAGGUUUCUCUCCUCUGACCAUGAGGAGGAGUCAGCAGCCUCCGUACACCCCCACAGCACGGUGA